GGACGGCGCGAGCGGCGGCGGCGGCGGGGGAGCAGGCGGGGGGCGGCGGCGGCGGCAGCAGAGGGGCCGAGAGCUGGCGGCGGAGGCGGUGAAGGGCAUCGGCGGCGGCGGUGAUGGCAGCACUGAUCUGAAGAUGGAAAGAGCCAGGCGAAGGGGAGGCGGCAGUGGCCGCGGCCGCGGCGGCAAGAAUUUAGGGGGCUCUGGCCUAAGCAAGAGUAGGCUCUAUCCCCAGGCCCAGCACUCCCACUACCCCCACUACGUGGCUUCAGCCACCCCUAAUCAGGCUGGGAGCGCCACAGCCGAAAUCCAGGAGCUGGCCUCCAAACGAGUGGACAUCCAGAAAAAGAGGUUUUACCUAGACGUGAAGCAGAGCUCCAGGGGCCGGUUCCUCAAGAUAGCCGAAGUCUGGAUAGGGAGAGGCCGGCAGGACAAUAUCAGAAAGAGUAAACUGACCCUCUCCCUGUCUGUGGCAGCGGAGCUGAAGGACUGUCUCGGUGACUUCAUCGAGCACUACGCCCACCUGGGCCUGAAAGGCCACCGGCAAGAGCAUGGCCACGGCAAAGAGCAAGGCUCCAGGCGGAGACCGAAGCACUCGGCAUCCUCUCCACCAGUCUCCGUGGGGUCCGAAGAGCACCCUCACAGUGUCCUCAAAACAGACUACAUUGAGAGGGACAACAGGAAAUAUUAUCUAGACCUAAAAGAAAACCAACGGGGCCGCUUCCUAAGGAUUAGACAAACCGUGAUGCGGGGGACAGGCAUGAUAGGUUAUUUUGGCCACAGUUUGGGCCAGGAACAGACUAUCGUACUCCCAGCACAAGGAAUGAUUGAGUUCCGUGAUGCCUUGGUUCAGCUCAUUGAAGACUAUGGAGAAGGGGACAUAGAAGAACGAAGGGGUGGAGACGAUGAUCCACUUGAACUCCCAGAGGGGACUUCUUUCAGAGUGGACAAUAAAAGGUUCUACUUUGAUGUGGGCUCUAAUAAAUAUGGAAUUUUCCUGAAGGUAAGUGAGGUGAGGCCACCUUACCGUAAUACUAUUACUGUUCCAUUCAAAGCUUGGACAAGGUUUGGGGAGAAUUUUAUCAAGUAUGAAGAAGAGAUGAGGAAAAUUUGCAACAGCCAUAAAGAAAAGAGAAUGGAUGGCAGAAGGGCCAGUGGUGAAGAACAAGAAUGCCUCGACUAGAGUGAAAUUGAACUCCACCAGGCAAAAUUUAAAAUCACAAAUUGGCUAAAAGUACUGAUCCAUAAUCAUUUGAAGAAGUUUUUCCUCUUUUCUGGCCCUUUGUUAUUAGUAAUACCUCUAAUAGUUUAUACUUCAAGGAGUCUGAUUCUCAUAUUAUACAUAGAACACUAUAAUUCUUAAGAGAAUUCCAACCUUACCAGAGCUAAAUAGCUUAGUUGCUUCAACUGCUCCAGACUAUUGAAGUAUGCAAAUCAGCACAAAAUGUGACAUUCUGACCUUCUAAAUACCAUAACUAAGAUUUACAUUGCACUAUGACAUCAUCCUAAAAAAAAGAUACAUAUACCUAAUAUGGAAGUGUGAAUUUCUAUUUAAUAAGUUCCCCAAAAAAGUAUUCUAUCCCUACUUCAUUAAAAGCUGCUAAGCUUACCUGUAGGACAGUUACCACAGAAACAGAAAUUGACCUAAAAUAUAGUAUAUGUUUAUUUAUAAAGGUACUAGUAGAAAUAUAUUGUCCACUGGAUAACUGAAUAUUAAACAAGUACUAUUAAGGGAUCAAAUCUUAGAGUUACUAUAAUAUUAUAUAAUUUCAAAUUUUGUGGUAACCCUACAGUUUAUAGUUGCCAUAUCAAAGCCAUGGGAGAGUUUUAAUUGGUUAUUCUAAGCUAGUUAGGAUCCCAUCUUCACCUCUGCUUAUUGUACCAUAUAUUGUUACUGACUUUUCAAAGUUUCAGGAAUUACUUUUAUGUCACUGUUGAGUGGGAGGCUUCAACCUAUGGCUUCGCUAUGGAAAUCUUGUUGUUUUAGCUUUUCAUGCUAAUUUGAAGGUUGUGAGAGGUUUUUUCCCCAAAAUAUAUUGUGGACUCAAGGUGUUAUAUUUUAUGCUGCUUCUUUAACACUAUUUCAGAGGGGUUGGUGCACCAGUUAACUGAUAUAAAAAUAUAUCUGUAAUAAUAUAUCUUAGUAGCACUUUUGCGAUCACUACCCUUAAAACCAGUCAACACUUCCAAUAUAAACCUGGAUUUUACAAGUAUUUUAAUUCCAGAAGAAAAAAAAGUUUUUCUAAAAAAGCAUUUAGAACACAAAUUUUCAGCCUAUGAGAAAUAUUAUUUGAAGAUUGGUUACCAACAUAUUUGAAAGGAAAAUUCAGGCAUUUUCCAAGGUGCUCUUUAUGAUACUUAAAAACGUUUACUUUACACAAGACUCACCCACUUACCUGUUUUAAAAAUUACUUUCCAGAAAGUGCCACAGCAAUUUUUCAACACCUAGGCAAUUUUUUAAACAAGUGGAUACAGUGUAUAUGUGUACCAACCCACCCUAUAUUAACUGACUGAAAUUUUAUCUGUUGAGCUGCAUUUUAUUCUGAAUGAAAUUACUGUCUUUUAUUUUGGCUUUAUUCACCUCUCACACAAGAAGUCCAUACAAUCAUAUUUAAGAGCCAGACACUGAUUUCAACCCCCAAAUAUAGCUCUCAUUGAUGAGAGCUGGCUGCAUGGAUUGAGAUCAGAAUGUAGCUCUUCUAUGUCAUAAAUAAUUCAAAAUUACUUUUACCCUUUUUUUCCUCCAGAGGUUUGUCCCCAAAUACAUUUAAGUAAGGUCACUAAGAAAAAAUUAUGGUAUGAUUAAGAAAAUUAAUUUCACUAGCUUAUGUUACUUCAAAACAAGCAAUCAGUAAGCCAGACAUCUAUACUGGUGUUGGUUUGCAGAUUGUAUUUCACAUUUCCUCAUGUAGUGUGAAGGAAUCUCUUUGAUUCACUAUAAUUGUGGACCAUCUGGAUCACUAUGGAACUGAAGGUUAGAAGAUAAUGUUAGUACUAGAGUUAAUAGCACAUGGUGGGUGUUGAGACUCUAAAAGUAGCAAGGAUCUUUAAACAGUCCUAACUGUAAAAUAACUAUUGUAGGCUUGAUAAAAAGUAGUUUUGGAUAUAUGAAGGAGUGGUGUGCACUUGAAUUACUGUACUACUGAUUGUUAUUGCUGCCCAUCAUAGUGCCUAUUAAUAAUAAUCAACCUGUCAGAUUUUACGAACUGGAGCUGUGAGUGUUCCAGUAUUUGAGUGUUCCUAUCACUAUUGCUGUGACUGUAUACUCUCUCUUAAAACCUUCCCUUCGAAGAUAUUUAUAUCCAUCAAGUCUAAAUGAUUUCUUUUUUAGUUUUUAGUCUGAUAAGAUUUGAGUGUGUGUGUCUAUAUGUGUGUGUGUGUGUGUUUAUACCUACACAUACAAUACUAUGUCAGACUUAAUAUCUUUAAUUCACUGUAUAUAAAUACUAUUAGUUUAAUUUCACAGUAAUUAUUUAAGUAAAAAAUUAGUUAAGCAGCCAAAUUUUCUACACUGUAUGUAUACUUCAAAGUUUUUACCAUCUCAGAACUACAGAUUGGAUAAAUGCAAAUACACUGGCAAAUGACUAUACUUUAAAAUCAUUAAGCCUUCUGCCAGUCCUUUUGUUUAAUUUUUUUUCAUAGUUAAUGUAUUCAUUGAGAAACAAAAGGAUAUUAUGAUUUUUUGAUAGUUAAAAUGCCCAAUCAUUCAUUAGCCAUAAUCAAAUAAGACCCAGUUCAAAACUCUGGUAUUAAGACAUGUAUUGCCACGUAUCUUAUAAAAUAAGCUACUCUCCUUAUCUGUGCAAUAUACAUUUUAUUUAUUGUCAUUUAUAACAUAAGUGGAGCUGCAAGUAUACAUGGUAUUCUUCAAAAUAAUACGGUCCCUGCCUUGAAGAAAUUAAACUCUAGAGGCAACUGGAUGUUGGAAGUAAAAAAAUAAGCAUUAAAGUUAGUAACCAAAAUAACUAGUUCACUGUAUAAUUCUGAAAUGCUGAUGAUGUUUGCACAUAAUAAUCUAAGCAUAAUGUGGUACAGACUCAAAACUGUAAUAAUAUAAGCUAAUAGUAUGAAAUUUGGAAACGGGUUCCUUAUAAUGGUUGGCAGUGUGCUCCUAGCAAUUAAAGCAGCACUAAUCUGUUGCUUAUAUGCAAAAGAUGCAAUGUAUUAUAAAAGUAUUAAAGUUCUGCCACAUUUUAUAAUUUUCCUCGUUAAAGCCCCAAACUGCCAUGUCCCUUAAACUUGAGUCAAACACAAGCUUAUUUGCACUAAAGAGCAUGGCCAAAAAAUAAAUGACAGGGUGGAAAAGCUAGUUAGAACCUCUUUAAAUAAUUGGUUCUAAUGGAAGAAUUUCACAUUUGUCUAUUUGAAAGCUAUAUGGUCCAGGCAGACAAUCUGUCAGUUCACUAAUUUAAUAAUGCACUUUACCUUUUGUAUAUAGAAGAUGUACAUUUAUGCCACAUGACAGGGGUGUGUUUCAAUAACUAUGUUAGAAUCUGUAGGGUGAUCUCUUGCAUGCAUAUGUUUGUGUUGGGACUGCUGUACUAACAAGUUUCCAUGAAUCAGUGUAAUGGAGAAGGGUAGAAGAUGCUUUUGAAACAAAUGCCAAUACAUUUAACAAAGAAUUUUAAGUAGAAUUCCUAUUUGUAUUCCUAAGGCCUAGAAUCAGUAAAAACCUUUUCUAGCCCAAAUGAGUAUUACAGUUGAGACUAUAUAUAAUGGAGACUCCCUAUAAUACCCUGAAAGUUCAUUUUGGAAAUUUGUGCCCACAAAAUUCUUUUAAUGGUUCUGUUUCAUUGUCGAUGAGUGUUUAAAUAACUAAUGAAAAGACAGUACAUGGUACUGUAUUAGAAUUAAAAGUGUGAUUGGCUACUAUGAUUAAGAAAACAUCCAGCCUAAAGAAAGUUUCAGAUUAAGGAAAUACAACAACAUAAAAACAAUUGCUGAAACAAACAUGAUAUUAUUUCAGAAUUUUCAGGAGAACUAACUUUCACCAACCAAAAAGGGUAUUGGGGGAUUUAGUGUAUCCUUCCAUCCUAAAAAGUUCCUAAGAUGUACAUUUGAAAACUGGAUAAUUGUUGCUUAAUAAUAGGUUGUAUGUACUUUACUACGAAACACUGUGUACUAACAAUUUGAGAUAUGCUAUAUUUACUGCAUUCAUUUUCUAUCUAUGGAUAAGAAUACAUUAUAUAUAGUCAUCCUAUCUUACUAUAAUGUAUUUAUACUGUAAUUUUGCAAAUAUUUUCAGUAAAAUAAACAUUUAUCUGAGCUGCACAAUUUGAAGAGGAUGAAAUUGGAAUACACCCUCAGACACUCACUUUUAAUAAGCAGCUGCCAAUGAAAGCUGAUGUAUGUACUAUCAUUCCUUAAGAUUUUGUUUCAUGGUUUAUUUUAACACUUAAAGGAAUAGGACUUAAUUUGAAUUUUUAAGUGGUGUUCUGCAUAUAAUUUUUUCAUAAAUGUGAGAGUUUUUUCCUGUUUCUUUCCAAAUAUCUCUCUUUGGAACUAUUUGUAAAAUCCUAUUACAAGCUUUAGAUAGGGCUUCGCUUAGUUGCCAUACAGUUUGAAGUCUGUCUUUACCACACGAAACAUCUUUGGCCGGAUGAAAUCUAAAGUAAACCAUGAAGAGAAGUUAAAAUUGAUUUCCAUGCCAACAGAAUAACACAGGUAUAAUAUUUAUCACUGCCAAAUAAAAUUCUUAAAAUCUUUCUGAAACUUCUUUAAGGAUUUGACUUUCAUAGACAAAUGGUGGCUUACGGCUAGCCCAUCCGAGGAAGACAAUCAGGAUGUUAGCAUACUGUUGAGACAAUCCAGUCUACGAUGCUGUAGCAGUAAGAUAUAGGGAAAUGUGUUUUUCCCAAUUUUAUGUCACAUGAAAGUUGAGUUUUUAGAUUACAGUUAUUCUGUUAUAAAUAUACUGAAAUUAAUGUAAGUGGAUCUUAGAAAAACAAGGUAUGUUAGUAUAUUUUCUUGUAUAAUGUAAAAAAAUCUUUUAUCUUAAUUUGACAUGAUUUUUUAAAUUAAACCUAUUUUAAUAGUGGGUUUUUAAUCAAUAUUUUUGAAUAGGGAAAGUUAUAUAUAGUACAGAAUUUAAAUGCUACAGAUAGGUAGACAGUGCAAAGUAGCAACUAAUGUUAAAAAUUUUUGUGUAUCCUAGAGUUCCUGUGCUUAUAAAAAGCGUAUGUGUAUAUACAUAAAUUCUUUUUAAGCAUACAAAUGAAAACAUGUCAUAUACACUAUCCUGUACCUAGCAGUAUCAAUUUUUGUUUGUUUUUGUUUAUUAAAGUAUCAUUGAUAUGCAAUCUUAUGAUGGUUUCAAACACACAACACAGUGGCUCAGCAUUCACCCAUGUUAUCAAGUCCUCACCCCCUCCAUUGCGGUCAUGUGUAUCAACAUAGCUGUAUAGUCAUUAACUGUAUUCUCUGUGCUGUAGUAUCAAUUUUAGGUCUGUCAUUUUAAGUGAUUUUUUUCCCUUUUACUUAGACACCAUACUUGAUCUAGUUAACAUAGCAUUUAAUUUUAACUAUAUUAUUACACCAAGGGAACCUCAAGGAACUUUUAAUGAAUCCCAUUGGUGUUUACUUAAAAUGCAAAUAUAUGUAUAAACUUUAAAUGUAUAAAUAUUCAGUAUCCCUUCCCUAUUCCUCACAACCUUGUCUGCCAAUCUUCCCCUUUCUCAUUCUCAGAAAAUAAUUGAUCUUUUUCCUCAAGUAUUACAGUUUAGGAUUGGCAGGAUAUUAAACUAUUUAACUAAGUGUUAUUUUAAAUUAACUAUGUUCUCUAAUGAAAAACACCCAUAUUUAAAAGCUUUAACAAAUACCACUGUCAAUUUUUACUAAUUCUGCUACUAUUAUUUUAUUUUUAUCCAAAGACCUUGCCAUUAUAAGAGCAAAUGAGUACUGGAACUAUAGUGGAAGGUGAUGUUACGACUCUAUUGAAAUAUUUUGAUUUAUUAACAUGAGCUUUUAUCUUUAUGAUGAGAAAGGUACAAAGUUAUUGAUCAAUUAUUCAUUUCACAACUUUGUCAAAUCCUAGGCUAAACAAAGAGCUAAUACUAGUCCUGAUUGUUUAAAACAUUGAUUCCCCAUUGAAAAACUCAGAGUCUGUCAAGCGUUUUUAGGUCAGGAUGGGCUAUUAUGAUGAUUUCGGGAGAGUAAAAUUUUGGAAGCUACAAAGUUACAAGUACAACAGAAACAUCUCCAUUCUCUGCUGGAAGAAUAUAAAACAGUAAAUACAAUUACUUAAAAAUGAAAUUAACAUAAUUUUUUAAUAGUUCCCCAAGCCCCUAACCCCCACCAAAGAAAUUAUAAUUCUCUUUUCAUUCAUAUGAAGAGUACAUUUAAAGUCAUUUCUCUAGUGACAACCAAAAAAAACAUCUGAAACAUUAAAGUUCCCAUACUUGAACCCUGAAGGAUACCGUCUAGUUAUAAAUUAAAGCAACCAGAGUAAAUGAUUCCAAUACUAUCAGGAAUAUAUCAAAGAAUAAUGUAGGUUGAGGAAGAAUUUUUUAAUAUGUAGGUAUCUGUUGAUUUUAUGAAAAUGUUAAAAGGCUUAAAAUAUUGAACAUUGGUUUAAACUUUAGAAUAAUACCUCCGUAAUUGAUGGUAUGAUUUUUUGUUUGUAAAAUGAGAGAAGUGUUGUUAAAAGAUAGGAUCCUCUUAAACAUGUAUUUUUAAAGCAUAAAAGAGUUUGCUCCUUUUAUUUUAAUGAUGAUCAACUCCUUAUUCUUUCCAGAAUCUUUAACAUUGGUAAAGUUUCCAGGUAUUUACUUGUUUAAGCUUAAAAUGGUUUAUAUGUAUUGUUCCUUAUUUAAAAAGAGGGAUUAAAAGAAGGGUAAAUUCACCUUUGGUAAUGAGUUUUGCUUAAAUUUGGGCUAAAAACAAAAAUUAAUAAUUUCCUAUCCUUAAUCAAGGAGUUGCCCAUGUUGGUGCUUUCUAAUAAACAAUGCUUUCUUAAGUUUACCUUCUUUUAAUAUCCCCUGUGAGAAAUUACUUAUUUUUACUGAGGCCAGUGGCAUCUACCCGUAAAUUAAAAUUUACUCAUAAUGAAAUUAGCGCUGUUACAAUGCAGUUAAUUUAGGAUGUGAAUUUGAAGAAAAUACUCAUUUAAAUGGAAUAUACAGUUUCUUCUUUAGUGUUGUUCUAAGGUAGAGUAAGAGAUGUUUGUCAUCUCAUUUCUCCCCCUUGUUCUCUAUUCAUUGUGUUCAUUGUGUUCAUUGUUCCCAGGUAAUAAUCAGGGUAAAGAAAAGGAAAAGUAAUGGCUAAGAAAAGUGUUCUUAGUAUUUAAAAGUUAGAGUUGCUCAAAGUGUAAGAUUGGGGGUGGGAGGGAAAUGCUUUCGUUGAUUUUUGUCUUUAUCAAAAUAAUAGUAUAAAUCUGAGUAUUUUAUUUGAUCUGAUUAAAGACAAUUUUUUUUAUCUGAGUCUCCUAUAUUCAGAAAUAUUUAGUAUUCUCUUUUUCUUAGAGAAAAUGGUUCAUUAGGGUAAUGCUCUUCUUCAGAAUUUUAUUAUUUGUUGUGGAUUUGAUGAGGUUGUCACCUAGAUAAAGCAAAAUAUAAAAGAAGAAAGGACAAAGGUAGUGGCUAAUUAUUUUGCUUACCUAUAACAAAAGAAAUCAUUCUAACGGAAAUGAGAGAAAUAAGUCAUUCUCAAAACUAAAUCCCUAUUUAUUUAAUAUUAAAAGAGCAUUUGAAAAAGAAUAAGACCUAAUUCUGCCAGUGUGUGGUCUGACCCUGAGCAAGUCAGUUAACUUGUGCUGGAUGGCUUCCUUAACCUGAAGAAUGAACAAGAUUGUGCUAGAAACUAAAGUUCCCUCCCACUCUAAACUUUUAAAAUUUGUAUCAAUGGAGUGUGAAAGAAAAAAUAGAUUGAGAACUCCAAGAUUGGGAAGUAUGAGUACAAAAGUCUCUCUUUAUAUUAAAAACAACCAUAAUAAUACAGCAGCCUGUGAUGACACCCAAAAGAACAUACAAACAUGUCAGCUUUAUCACAUGUAUAUAUCUCUUUAGUCCCACAACAUGAAAUUUUAUUUUAAGACCAAAUUGUUAGAUCCUAACUAUAUAACUAUCCUAUGCUUUAAUUUUUUAAAAACAUUUUUAUUACCUAUAUGUGGUCUCAUUCUUUGAAAGCAUCACUUGUUUUCUACACAUCCUGUAAUCUUUUUACCUACUCCACCUGGCAAAAGAAUUUUUUAAAUUAACAUCCCUUCCUGGAAUGUCAUUGUUCCUGAAGAAACCAUAAAAGUUCAUUUCCUAAAUAAUACACUAUAACUAUCACUGAGAAUCAAGUACUGCCCCAGACCCCUAUUUCCUCAGUCCUACUGAAUAUCCUAUGUUACAAAUAAUGAUGUUUAACAAAGAAAAUCAGGAAGGACACUGAAGCUCUGUACAGUAUGGUUCUACUGUAGAGCACCUGUAAGUACUAGGGUACAAACGUAACACAUCAGAGUGUGUGUGUGUCUGUGUUUUAGCCCUGAAAACUUCAGAGGUUGAUGACUGAAGGGGAAAUGAAAAGCACACAAGGUGUUUUGUCCUAGAAGCAUUUCUUCAGGAACACUGUCCUCCAGCAUAUGCGGUGCCACCAACACUGUCCAUAGAGGGGGCCGAAAAGGAGCGACACCAUUCUGUCUAGACCUCUCUUUUUGGUGCCUAUUUGUUUCAUCAAAACCAGUAUUUAAGAGUAACUAACCAAAGUGUAUUUUGAGAUGCAUAUACCCAUGUGUAUGUUCUUAAUUUCAAAAAUAUCUUUGCACAUGAAGUUCCACUGUAGAAACAUUCAAUGUAAUAAAAUGAUCUUUUACCUGGCGGUGGAUCAUGACAGCAAUCUGGCUGGUCUCUCCUCAAUAGAUUGUAGAGUGAAUUGGCUGUUGCAGAAAAUGUUUCUCUCUUCUCCCUCUCCUCAAAAUAGCAGAUACAUUUUAGGUUCUUGAUUGCUGCUGCUUCUGUGUUGUUUGAAAUCUAAGUGGGCUGUGAGGGAAGAGUUUGCUUUGGCAGUUCUUUUUUCCCUUGCCCUUUUGCGGAAACCAUCCUCAGCUUCCCAUUUCAAACAUUCCAGGCAACUUUACCAAAAGAGCACACCCUAAGGCCAAAACUGCCCUGCAAAGGAAACAAAAGAACCAUACGAUAAAUGAUUUAGGAAUGAAGAUAAGGAUGUGUGUGAGCACCUAGAUACAAAACAUUCCUCACCAUCUGCUAAUUUACUUCAGUAGCUGUUGCAUUUUAUUUCUAGGCUCUUCAGACUAGCAGUGUGAUUUAUACCGAUCAUUGUCAGUCUAGAAUUUCAACAGGACAAAAUAUUUUGAAGGUCUGGUUGAGUUUUUUAUAAAUUGUAUCUCUUGCUUUUUAGUCAAUUCUUCAAAGAAAGUAAACCAUGCUAUAAUCAGGUGUAAAAACAGAAUUAUAAAAUUCCAUCACUCAUGACCUUCCUCUGUGUGCCCUCCCUCGCAUAUACUGUUCCCUGUUGGAAGUGGGUAAGAACACUUAGUUCUUUCACUACCACCAUGGCCCCACUCCAUCCUGUUUAUUUAUUCAAAUGACAUUUGAAACACAAUAAGGAAAGACUAAAACUGCUCUUUGAAAAUUCAAGUAUUUCCCUAUGGACUAGUUCUAUAGAUUCUCAGAAAGGAGGACUACUACUACCCUCAACUCAUCUCAACACUCUUACUGCAUUUCUAUAUAACAGUUUAGGAUGAAUAGAAAAAUAGAGAACAUUUUCACUUGGGGUGAUAGGGACUGAAAGGUUAGUUAAUUCCAACUUUUCUCUACACAAUGGGUUUCAGAAAAUAUUUUGACUAGCAUGAUUGACAGGAAAUUUCAGAAAUGAACUUAGCCUCUAGUAAAAUUGUACCAUGACCAUUUUUAAAUUGAAGGUGGUACUAAUAACUAUUAUUAUUAAAUACCUACCAUAAACUAGGGAUUGCUGGGCCCCUUAUAAAUAUUUCUAAUCCUCCUAACCCUAUUAUCAUCCCCAUUUUAAUAUAAUUUUCCAGAGGUUUAGAAACUGGUUCAGUGUUUCAGAACUAAUGCAUUUAAACCCAAAUUGACUCCAAGCCAAACACUGUUUUCAUUCAGUUAGGCCGGACUGCCUUUAAGACUUCCUCUGAAAUUUAAUCCUCUGACUAAAAAAGCCUACCCCAACCACCACUGGUCUGCCUCAGAUUUCUGGGAAUUACUUUAUCUAAAACUAUUCCCUAUACAUGGGGCUAGUACAAGAAACACUUCUUAUGUGAGGAUUUAUCUAGUUGGUUAAAGUAUGGUGCUAAUAAAUACAACUUGCUUGAUCUAUAGUAUAGUUUACAGGUUGAACCUCUAAUCCUGAACAACUAUUUCAAAUGUCAAUCGUUUUUUAAAGGGAUCAGAUGAUGAGAGUAUUGAUGGAUCGGAUCAUCCCAAUUCUUCCUUUAAGGAGCAGAGAGGAGACAAGUUACCAUUAACUGUGGGUCUACAGUUUCAUUUUCAUGAAUCAAAAUCAACAAAUUAUAUUAAAUAGGUUUGAAAAUAAGUCAUUAAUAUUAGAAUUUUAUUGUUUGUGGCAACUUUCUCUGCCAUCUUACUCUUCCUACAUCACUCCAUUAAUUUUUAUAUUUAAUUACCAAGUUUCCUCCUCUUUUCCUUAACUCCAGCAGGAUAAAUUCAAAUAUUUGAGCUGACUGCCCUAUUUACAGAUACACAUUUUUCUCCAUUAUUUUAACCAGUGGUUUUCAAACUUGAGUGUGAUUAAGAAUCACCUAGAGGGUUUGUUAAACCACAGAUGGCUGGACCCCACCUCCAGAGAGUUUCGGUUCCGUAGGUCAUGGGGGGUCGGGGGUGAGGUUCCAAAAGUUUGUACUUCUAACAUGCUCCCAAAUGAACCUACAGUGCUGAUCUGUGGACCAAACUUUAAGAACCACUGCUCUAGGUUGGUCUGAUUUUACCUUAACUACAAAAGACAGUAAAAGAGAAAUUUGGUCAAAACAACUAUAGCAUCUUGGUAGAAAGAAAACUGUACUACUCAUUCUGCCUUGAGAGGUUUACAGAUCUUAAAACAAGCAACAUUUUUUAUAAACUGGCUAGAAUUU
Molecule: messenger RNA, 12046 nt
Organism: Manis pentadactyla (Chinese pangolin)
Lineage: Eukaryota; Metazoa; Chordata; Mammalia; Pholidota; Manidae
Gene: PURG
Product: purine rich element binding protein G
Exons: 2
Coding region: 134-1180 (348 amino acids)
Biological process (GO): regulation of transcription by RNA polymerase II
Cellular component (GO): nucleus
Molecular function (GO): DNA-binding transcription factor activity, RNA polymerase II-specific; RNA polymerase II transcription regulatory region sequence-specific DNA binding; purine-rich negative regulatory element binding
Source: RefSeq, a predicted model, not a curated record